Molecule: messenger RNA, 1815 nt
Organism: Symbiodinium natans
Lineage: Eukaryota; Dinophyceae; Suessiales; Symbiodiniaceae
Source: the annotation of a GenBank genome assembly
AUGACGUUGGGCGCGAGAUCUGUGCUGGCCUCCCUGCUGGCGGUUGCGUUCUGCGCUUCUCCCUCGGCCGCCGCUAAUGUCAGCUUUGCGACUGUCUUCGGUGAUUACAUGGUGUUACAGCGCCACCCAGUCAAGGCCGCCCUGUUUGGCACCGCCUCGGGCGUCGCGCAGGUGUCGCUCCAAGUGACCCAGCCAGGAAGCAGCUAUGUCUUGAGGGCCGACGUCAAGGAUGGCACGUGGCGGGCGCUGCUGCCCCCGACCUUCGCGGGAGGCGACUGGACGAUCACAGCCACCGCCGGCGACGCCAGCGCCGCGCUGCAGCACGUCACCUUCGGGGACGUCUGGUACUGCUCCGGCCAGAGCAACAUGGCCCUGCCUUUGAAGUACACCCUGUCGCGCAACCAAAGCGUUGACAUGGUCAAGGCCAAGAAGUUCGACAUCCGCAUCCAGGGUAUGAGCGGUAACAUGAACCCCUUCCAGCCAUGGAUGCAAGCCUCGGAUGCCACCAUGAAGCCGGCAGCCUGCGACCAGGGCGACUGCCUCUUCUUCCGUUUCUCCUCUACCUGCUGGUACUUUGCGGAGAGCUUGGUGGAGAAGCUUGGCAAGGCUGCGCCCCCCAUCGGCCUGAUCCACACCGCCGUGGGCGGCAGCAUGAUCGAGGCCUGGCUGGACAACAAGACCAUGAGCACUUGCAAGAAUGUGAGCUUGGGCCCUGGAAACCAGCAGUUCCACGACCAGCGCGUCAUGCCUUACGUGGGCAUGUCGCUGAAGGGCUGGAUCUGGUACCAGGGCGAGAACGACAUGCACGGCACCCAUGGCAACUCGCAGCUCGGCUACGGCUACGGCUGCAUGAUGCUGGGCCUGGUCCGCUCCUGGCGGGCCCUCUGGAGUACCACCCCAGGAACCACGGACCCCGACGCGCCGUUCGGCUUCGUCACCUUGGCCCCCAGUGGCGCCGAGGGCGGCAACAGCAUUGGCGCCAUGCGCUGGGCGCAGACCGCGAACUAUGGCGUGGCUCCCAAUCCGGCGAUGCCGAAUACCUUCAUGGCGCAGGCGUUCGACUUGGACGACCCCUUCGGCAACAUCACCUGCUACCGCGCAGGCUGUUGCAACAAGGAUCCCAAGCCGGCUUGCUGGAGCUGUCUGGGACCAAACGGGUACUGCUCCAACUUGACUGGGGCGAACUUCUAUUUGGGGCCCAUCCACCCCCGAGACAAGAAGCCGGUGGGCGAGCGCCUUGCUCGAGCAGGGGCUGUCGUGGCCUACGGCCAGCAGGGCAUCUACACAGGGCCGACGCUCUCGGGCUGCUCCGUGUCGGGAAACAAAGUCACUGUGCACUUCAACAGCUCCCUCCUGGGCCACACUGAGAAGGUGACCGUGCAGGACUAUCACAAGAUCAAGUCCAGUCGCCUGGAAGUGCUCACCAACAGGUCCUUGUUCUGCUUGCAGACGGCCGGGCGCAAGAUGGAACAGUGCAUUGACGAUGGCACGGGGCACGCCACCGGUCAGGGCCCCUACGACGACACCAAGACAACUUGGGUCACGGUCGACGUGACGUCUGCUGGGCCAAACUCCAUCACCGUGGACCUCACGAAGUCAGGAGGCAAGGCCUAUGCCAUCCGCUACGCUUGGCAAGGAAGUUGUUGCGAUCAGCGCGAUCCCACGGGCGAGCCGUGCCCCAUCGCCUCCUGCCCACUCCUGGCAGAGCCUUCGGGGCUUCCGGCGAACCCCUUCCUGGCGCGGGUUGAGGAUGGCCGCUGCAAGUGCGUGGCCCCACAGGUGUGCGACGAAAGCCUGCAACCGAUCGUCGUUUGA